UCUCUCUCCUUUGGAUCUCUUUAUAGCACUAAAAUAUACAGAGGUGUUAAGUUCUUCAAAAACAGAGAGAUCUGUUGGGGUCUGACUCUAUCUAUCUCUCUUUGUGUUUCUCUGUUUUCAGAGUUUCAGACGUUUCAUCUCUAAGGAGAACUCAACGAGAUUGAAGACACUGUAAGGCAGUCUGUAUUUUCGCUUUCACUGAAAUCAUGGGUGUAGAUGUGGAAUCUAAGUUGGCUCAUGUAUCGGUUGAAGCUGGAAGUGAGAAUGGUGGUUUGAAGGAAAAUGGUACUGUUCCUAAUGAGCCCAUAAAAUUUGGUUCCCAUGGCACUGAGGAGCCAGUGAAGGAGGACGUGAAAAAAGCCCCUGCAAUCAACCUUCCAAAGGAUGCAGUGGUUGAGGAUUGGCCUGCACCCCAGCAGAUUCAUUCAUUCUAUUUGGUUAAAUAUAGGACAUUUGAGGAUCAGAAGCUGAAGGCCAAAUUGGAACAGGCUGAAAAGGAAUUACAAAAGAAGAACCAAGCACGAAGCCAGAUGAUUGACAACUUGAGAGCAAAAAGGGCAGCUCGCUCAGAGUUAAUUAAUGAAAGGAAGUCUCUAAGUGCUGAAAGACAGCAGUUCAGGUCACAGAUAGAUGAGAAAAGAAAAGUGAUGGAACCUUUGCAGCAAGCUUUAGGCAAGUUGCGUGGCAAUAACGCUUUUGGUCGAGACCGAGGUUCUAUCAUUUUUUCUUCUGAAGCAGAGCUCAAUGAUUACAUUAAAAGUCUGCAAUAUCGUAUUCAACAUGAAAGCAUUACCCUGAAUGAAGAGAAGCAAAUUCUUAGAGAAAUUAAACAAAUUGAAGGAACGAGGGAUAAAGUUAUUGCUAAUGCUGCUGAGCGGGCAAAGAUUCAGGAAUCAUUGGGUGAAAAAGAGUCCAUUCAAAGCCAGGUCAAGCUUAUAGGCGUUGACCUGGAUGGUGUUCGAAAGGAGCAACAAGUUCUUAGUGCCAAACUUAAGGAAAUUGAUGAUGAGCUUGAUGCUAUGAAGAAAGAGAUCGGUACAUUGGAGGAGGAAUUGACUGCACUAACUCAGCAACGGGACAAAACUUUUCAAAGCAUUCAGGAAUUCAGAAAACAACGUGAAGAAGGGAAUUCUUCUUUCUUCCAGUCUCGUAAACUCAACCUUGAAGCCAGACAACUUGCUGAUAAGAAGGAUGUUGCUGCCCUAAGAGAGCUUUCUGAAACCGAGGUGGAUAAAUUUGUGGCCCAAUGGAGCAGCAACAAGUCGUUCAGGGAUGACUAUGAGAAGAGAAUUUUACAAUCGCUUGAUAUGAGGCAGUUGAGUAAGGAUGGUAGGAUGAGAAACCCUGAUGAGAAGCCGCUUGUAUUGCCAGAGACGCCCAACGUGCCUGCACCCGAAGUGGUGGUGAAAACAACUCAGAAAGCGUUGAAGGAAGAUUCUGCUCCUCCUCCGCAACCUGAUGCUUCCCUGGCCUCGAAAGCUCAGAAAGACAAGAAUAGCAAGCAGCAGAAAGACGGGAAGAAGAAACUCUCGAAGAGUUCCUUGGAGGUAAACGACCUUGAUGACGAUGAGGAAAUACCGGGGGUAACAAAUCUGCCGAAGGAUUCGACUCCUAAGAGGGUCGUAGUUGAUGAAGAAACGUUGAAGCAGAUGAGGAGAGAGGAAGAGAUUGCUAAAAAUAAGCAGGCAAUAGAGCGGAAGAAGAAGUUGGCGGAGAAAGCGGCUGUUAAAGCAGCACUAAAAGCUCAGAAGGAAGCCGAAAAGAAGCUCAAGGACCGAGAGAGGAAAGCCAAAAAGAAGGCUGGAGUUGCUGUCACCGAUGAACCCACCGAGGACCCAUCCGAGAAAACUAGCGAGGACGCUGAACCAGAGAAGCCCGAGGAGAACGUCGAGGCGGCUGAUGAGCCAAUGAAGCCAACCACCAAGGACCGGAAAGUGGGCCCGCUCAGGCUGAGACCACGCGUCGGUGCAAAAGGAUCCGACAUCCACAAAGUCAUACUCAAGCGCAAGAAGAGCACAAACUAUUGGAUAUGGGCCGCUCCGGCUGCUGCUGUGGUAAUCCUGCUACUCCUAGCGGUAGGUUACAAGUUUUACGCCUAGUAGUCUUCUUCUAAUGUCACCGCGAAAGAGGGAAAAGACUUGUGUUUGUGGUGAGAUGGUGUCAGGAUUUCUGCGUUUAGUAGUCUCGCGAGUUUACUUGUUCUUUGCAUCCUAUGCUAGGGAUGGUUGCUAGACUCCAUAAUUUUGGUCAUAGAUCAGGCUGUCUUUAAUGUUUGUUUGAACAUUUUACUCAGAGACCAAGAGCUAUACUCAUUUCAUUUGCUUGUUUUAGCUUUGAAUUUUGACACCUUUAUUAAUGUUCUUCGGAUUAUCGUUUUUGACAUUUUACUCAGAGCAGAAGAAGCUACUACUAUGUUUAUCUGUGUAAUGCUUAUUGUAAUUGAAAUAAAUCAUUAAGAGCUUACCAGACUUUAUACAAA
Molecule: messenger RNA, 2479 nt
Organism: Ipomoea triloba (trilobed morning glory)
Lineage: Eukaryota; Viridiplantae; Streptophyta; Magnoliopsida; Solanales; Convolvulaceae
Product: proton pump-interactor 1-like
Exons: 8
Coding region: 207-2099 (630 amino acids)
Source: RefSeq, a predicted model, not a curated record